Molecule: messenger RNA, 3036 nt
Organism: Cyprinodon variegatus (sheepshead minnow)
Lineage: Eukaryota; Metazoa; Chordata; Actinopteri; Cyprinodontiformes; Cyprinodontidae
Product: zinc finger protein ZFMSA12A-like
Exons: 10
Coding region: 189-2261 (690 amino acids)
Biological process (GO): regulation of transcription by RNA polymerase II
Cellular component (GO): nucleus
Molecular function (GO): RNA polymerase II transcription regulatory region sequence-specific DNA binding; DNA-binding transcription factor activity, RNA polymerase II-specific
Source: RefSeq, a predicted model, not a curated record
GAAGAAGCAGUUAGCCGUUAGCUGGAGCUGCGGGGCGGAUAUAAAGCGAGUUUGGGGUCGGUGAGCUCCAGGAUGAACGGUGAGAGCUUCCCGAACGACUGGAGCCUGCUUCAGCUCAGCAGGAGGACUCCAAUCAGGCCUCCUCCCUGCGACUCCUCCUCCCUCCUCUCCGCCUGCUGACGGCGGCCAUGUGGCAGGUGGUCCAGCAACAGAGCGUGAAGCAUUAUGGGAUGUUGGAGGAGUUGGUGUCCCUGGUUACUGAGGCUGCCCCUGAGCUGCUGUCAGAGAGGAAGAGAGCUCUCCUGCUGCUGGCCCUGAGGACCAAGGUGAUCCUCGCUGACGCUGAUAAUCAUCCGAACCACCUGCAGAGGAUCCGCUCCAUCUCCACAGCAUCGCAGCAGGAUGAAGAUCUGACUGAAUGCUGCUCCUCUCUGCUCGCUCUCACCAACAGACUGGCCCAGACUCCUGCUGCUUCACAGCGCCUCCUGCAGGAGGUGUUCAACCAGAGCUUUGACUCCGCCCUCCAGUCCCUGGUGUCGGACUUCCUGUCCCGGGUCGAGCAGCUGUUUCCUGUCCCCGACUUCAGAGAGGCUGCCUCCUGGCUCCAGGACGCUCCCGGCAUCCUGGAGGAAUCUCUGCAGGAGACGGAGAAGGAACACCUGAGAGAGCUUCUGUCCAAUCAGAGCUGCCGCCUGGGCCGGGGAACCACCGCAGUGGAGGAGACGAUCCUUUCAGCGUGGUCCCACCCCCUCCUCUCUGAGCCCGCCCACUCUGAGCCGGCCAGCCAAUCAGACAGCGGUCCUCAGCAGCUGGAGGAGGCUGUGAUUGGUCAGAGCGUGUCAGAGGAGGAGCAGGAGUCGUCCAAUGGGCUCGCUGCUGCGGCGGAGGUCGGGAACAGGAUGGAGGAUUCCCCCGGAGACCCUGACAGCCAAUCAGCUGGCUCCAAACCCACAGCCAUUACCCCGUGCAUCAUUUCCCACAAUGCUAAGCGUGUGGCUAACCGGUGUCCUGAAUGUGGGAAGUGCUUCAUCUACAGGUCUCAGGUGAGUGUCUGUCCGCAUGUCCUCAGGUCCAACCAGGAAGCCUUUGACCCUGAAGCUGCUCCUCAGGUCAUCAGCCACCUGCGCUCCAACAAAGCCUGCGGGUCGGGCCGAAGACCCGGGUCCGAAGGUUCCGACGCGGCGGGGCCCCAUCCUUCCAGGAUCAACAGCUGCUUCCAGUGCAGCGUCGUCUUCCAGAGCAGAGCAGAGCUGCUGGCCCACAUGCGCUCCCAUCAGCACCGCCCCGUCUUCAAGUGCAACCAGUGCGACAAGGCCUUCCUGCACCUGUCCAGCCUGACCAAUCACAAGCAGACUCACCUGAGCGGGCAGGACCAGACCUGCAGCGGGCCUGAGCCGACGUCCUCAGAGAGGGACAACAGCCAGCAGGAGCAGCAGGAGCAGCAGCAGCAGCAGGAGCAGAAGCCGGACCUCACAUGCUCCAUCUGCCAUCAGAACUUCAGCUCACAUCGACGGCUGCUGGUGCACCUGCAGACGCACGCAUCCCAGGGGGUGGAGGUUCUUUAUAAGUGCCCUACCUGUGACCAGAGCUUCACAGGAGUGACUCUGCUGCGGAUCCACAUGCGCUCCCACAAGGUGCUUUCCUACCCGUGCCCCCAGUGCAACAAGGCCAUGAGCACCGCCUCCAGCCUGCAGUCCCACCUCGCCAGGCACACCAGCGACCCCUGCUUCCUGUGUCAGCAGUGCGGUAAGCGCCUCAGGAGCCGCGGCAGCCUGGAGCUCCACCUGAGGAUCCACAGCGGGGAGCGGCCCUACCGCUGCCCCCACUGCCCCAAGAGCUUCUCCGUGCUGCCCAACCUCAAAGUGCACGUGAGGCGGCACACGGGCGAGCGGCCGUACGUGUGCAAGGUGUGCGGCAAAGCCUGGCCCUCGGGAGGAGACCUGGAGAAGCACAUGAGGUUCCACACUGGAGAGAAGCGCUUCGUCUGUCAGGAGUGUGGGAAGGCCUUCACCAUGUCCUGCAACCUGAAGGAGCACCUGCAUAAGCACAGAGGAGAGAAGCCGUUCUCGUGUCCUGAAUGCGGGAAAGGUUUUUGGAGGAAGUUUGAGCAGAACAGGCACGUACUGACCCACAGGAAAGACCGUCCAUACGCGUGCACCUUCUGUUCCAAGAGCUACACCAGAAGAAAUCACCUGAACAGACACCUGCUGACACACCAGGGCCCUGCUGGGCAGGAGAAGGAGGCGGAGGAGGCAAACUAAACAGAAGUAGACGUCUGUAUGCUCCAUAAACAGAAGAGUUUGAGGAUGAGACCUGAAGACAUCAGCUCCUGCCGUUUCUCAGGAAAUGAACCACUGGACACAGCUGGAUGUGGAUAAACUUUAUUGAGAUCAUCUGGUUUCUGACAGGAAGUGGGUUAAGUUCUAGUCGUCGUCUCCCCCCGUCCUCUCGAUGACCUUCCUCAUCCAGCGGCCCAUCCUGAACAGGUGGGUGUAGAAGCCGUACUUCCCGUCCCGGUCGCAGCCCUCGCCCCAGGACACGAUGCCGAUCUGGUACCAGCGGUUCUCUGCCGGGUACUGCAGAGGGACAGACGGGUUAUCAGGAACCUGUUUCCUUCAGGAAGAACCGUCUAAAAGUGGAAAACUGCGGCUCCUCUGAGGACGUUUCCAUGUUUUUUAAUUCAGGUAAUUAAUGAGGAGGAGGUCAACUCCUCCACGGAGGGUUCCUCACCUUCAUCACAAACGGUCCUCCGCUGUCCCCCUCGCAGGCGUCCCCCCGUUGGCUCUCCUCUGGGCUGUAACCUGCAAACAAACUGCUGUUAACCCAACCAGAGAACAACUUUUUUAGGUUCUGGUGCCAGAUUCUUCUCAGUCCAAACAGAACCGCUGUGAAGCCCAGAAGAGGCGGGUGGAGCUGGACGGGUCGGGGUGGGUUCUGUUUGCCUCAGCAGAGAGAACCCACCCGGACCGUGUUCUGGAUCAGGGCGGCAUAAAAUAAAGACUCCUAUUGUUUCAUCACAACAUUGAUCUGUAAAAU